Messenger RNA from Trichosurus vulpecula (common brushtail), 5501 nucleotides. It is a transcript of the gene BCR, whose product is annotated as BCR activator of RhoGEF and GTPase. The transcript has 24 exons. Gene Ontology annotation, molecular function: GTPase activator activity; guanyl-nucleotide exchange factor activity; protein serine/threonine kinase activity. The record is from RefSeq and is a predicted model, not a curated record. Gene Ontology annotation, cellular component: membrane. NCBI's taxonomy places the organism in Eukaryota, Metazoa, Chordata, Mammalia, Diprotodontia, Phalangeridae. Gene Ontology annotation, biological process: protein phosphorylation; positive regulation of GTPase activity; intracellular signal transduction. The coding region runs from base 94 to 3819 and encodes 1241 amino acids.
GGACCGAGGAGGAGGAGCUGAGAGGGCCGUCAGGGACCCGGACCCAGACCAGGACCCAGAUCGCGACCCAGAGCUCCCGGGGCUCCCGCGACCAUGGUGGAUCCCGUGGGCUUCGCCGAGGCGUGGCGGGCUCAGUUCCCGACCUCGGAACCUCCCCACAUGGAGCUGGGCUCGGUGAGCGCCAUCGAACAGGAGCUGCAGCGCUGCCAGGCAUCCAUCCGGAGGCUGGAACUGGAGGUGAACCAGGAGCGGUUCCGCAUGAUCUACCUGCAGACGCUCCUGGCCAAAGAGAGGAAGAGCUACGAUCGCCAGCGCUGGGGCUGCCCGGGGUCCGAACCCCCCGACGGCGGCCAGGGCCGGGGCCAGGACGAGCCGCAGGCCGACAGGGGAGGCCGGGAGAAGCUCCCGCGGGCCCCCCAGGACUCGGGGAGCUCCCCGCAGCACCCCCGGGCGCCCUCCCGCAGCAGCAGCAGCACCGGCCGGACCCAGCCUCCCAGCGUGGCCGCUCUCAGGUCCACCUUCGAGAGGACCCGCUCGGGCCCGGGGCCCUGCGGGGAGGAGAAGCCCUUCUACGUGAACGUGGAGUACCACCACGAGCGGGGGCUGGUGAAGGUCAAUGAUAAAGAAGUCUCGGACCAGAUCAGCUGCCUGGGCAGCCAGGCCAUGCAGCAGGAGCGCAAAAAGACUGCGCUGCAGGCCGCCCAGCCACCUGCCGCGGCCCCAGCAGGGGCCGCCGCCGGGCUGGCCGGCACCGCGCGCCCGGGCUACUGCGAGCCUGGAGGGGAGUAUGAGGACGCUGAGCUGAACCCCCGCUUCCUGAGGGAUAACCUGCUCAGCGCCCGGCUGCCCGGCGACUACCAGCCCUAUCAGAGCAUCUAUGUGGGCAGCCUGAUGGGCGAGGAGGGCCGGGGGCCGGCGGCCUGGCGCGAGCAGGACAAGCCCCUCACCUGGCCUCGCAGGUCCUACUCCCCCCGGAGCUUCGAGGACAUCGGAGGCGGCUACACCCCGGACUGUAGCUCCAAUGAGAACCUCACCUCCAGCGAAGAGGACUUCUCCUCGGGCCCGAGCCCCACGGCCGGGGGCCACCUGGACCGCGACAAGAGCCGCUCCCCUUCCCAGAACUCUCAGCAGUCCCUGGACAGCAGCAGCCCCCCAACUCCCCAGGCCCAGAAGCGGCCGAGGCCGGGCCAGGUCAUUGUAGCCGAAGCCACCAUCGUGGGGGUCCGCAGGACCGGCCAGAUCUGGCCCGGUGACGACUUAGCCAGAGGAGCCCAGGAUGGUGCUUUCCAUGGAGAUCCAGACACAGCGUUCGGCACUCCACCAGGCUACGCCUAUGAUGCGGACCAUGCGGAGGAGCAGAGGCGCCAGCAAGACCGGAUGCCCUACAUCGAUGACUCACCCUCCUCCUCUCCACGCCUCAGCGGCCAGAGCAGGGUUAGCCGCGACAUCCUGACCUCGGGCACGAGUGAGCUGGACUCAGAGAAGGGCCUGGAGAUGAGAAGAUGGGUCCUGUCUGCCAUCCUGGACAGUGAGAAAACCUACUUGGGUCACUUGGAGGCCCUGCUGCUGCCCAUGAAGCCCCUCAAGGCCGCAGCCACCACGUCCCAGCCGGUGCUGACGGGACAGCAGAUCGACACCAUUUUCUUCAAAGUCCCUGAGCUGUACGAGAUCCACAAGGAAUUCUACGACGGGCUGGGCCCCCGUGUGGAGCGCUGGAGCCAACAGCAGCGAGUCGGUGACCUCUUCCAGAAGCUGGCCAGCCAGCUUGGGGUGUACCGCGCCUUUGUAGACAACUACGAGGCUGCCAUAGAGAUGGCGGACAAGUGCUGCCAGGCCAAUGCUCAGUUUGCCGAAAUCUCUGAGAACCUACGAGCCAGAAGCAUGAAGGAUUCCAAAGAUCAGACAACCAAAAACUCUUUGGAAACUUUGCUCUACAAGCCCGUAGACCGAGUGACCCGCAGUACCCUCGUCCUCCAUGACUUGUUGAAGCACACCCCUCCCAGCCACCCUGACCAUCCCCUGCUGCAGGAUGCCUUGAGGAUCUCCCAGAACUUCUUGUCCAGCAUCAAUGAGGAGAUCACGCCCCGGAGGCAGUCCAUGACGGUCAAGAAGGGCGAGCACCGGCAACUCCUGAAGGACAGCUUCAUGGUGGAGCUGGUGGAGGGUGCUCGCAAGCUGCGCCAUGUCUUCCUCUUCACCGACCUCUUCCUGUGUGCCAAGCUCAAGAAGCAGAUGGCAGGGAAAAAUCAGCAGUAUGACUGCAAAUGGUACAUCCCACUCACAGACCUCAGCUUCCAGACCCUGGACGAGGCUGAGGCGGUGCCCACCAUCCCCCUGGUGCCGGAUGAGGAGCUGGAUGCCAUGAAGAUAAAGAUCUCCCAAAUCAAAAGUGACAUUCAGCGAGAAAAGAGGGCGAACAAAGGCAGCAAAGUCAUCGAGAGACUCAGGAAGAAACUCUCAGAACAAGAGUCUCUGCUCCUGCUGAUGUCACCGAGCAUGGCAUUCAGGGUCCACAACCGCCACGGCAAGAGCUACACGUUCCUCAUCUCCUCUGACUAUGAGCGUGCAGAGUGGAGGGAGAAUGUCCGCGAGCAGCAGAAGAAAUGUUUUAAGAGCUUCUCUCUCACCUCUGUGGAGAUCCAAAUGCUGACUAACUCCUGUGUCAAGCUCCAGACAGUCCACCACAUCCCCCUGACCAUCAACAAAGAGGAUGAUGAAUCCUCCGGACUCUAUGGAUUCCUGAACGUCAUUGUCCAUUCAGCCACAGGAUUCAAACAGAGCUUGAAUCUCUACUGCACAUUGGAAGUGGAUUCCUUUGGGUACUUUGUGAACAAAGCCAAGACUCGAGUCUAUAGGGACACAACUGAGCCCAACUGGAACGAGGAGUUUGAGAUCGAGUUAGAGGGUUCCCAGACCCUCCGGAUCCUGUGCUAUGAGAAAUGUCACCAUAAGACCAAGCUCAGCAAAGAUGACGGCGAGACCAGUGACCGGAUGAUGGGCAAAGGCCAGCUGCAGCUGGACCCCCAGGCCCUCCAGGACAAAGAUUGGCAACGGGCCCUCGUUACCAUGAAUGGUAUCGAGGUGAAGCUGUCUGUGAAGUUCACCAGCCGAGAAUUCAGUUUGAAAAGGAUGCCUUCCCGCAAGCAGACUGGUGUCUUUGGGGUCAAGAUUGGCGUCGUCACCAAGAGGGAGAGAUCCAAGGUGCCUUACAUUGUACGCCAGUGCGUAGAAGAGAUUGAGCGCCGGGGAAUGGAGGAAGUGGGCAUCUACCGUGUGUCGGGUGUGGCCACCGACAUCCAGGCCUUGAAGGCCGCCUUCGACGUCAAUAAUAAAGACGUGUCUGUCAUGAUGAGUGAGAUGGACGUUAACGCAAUAGCGGGGACGCUCAAGCUGUACUUCCGAGAACUGCCCGAGCCCCUCUUCACAGAUGAGCUCUAUCCCAGCUUUGCAGAGGGCAUCGCACUUUCGGACCCCGUGGCCAAAGAGAGUUGUAUGCUGAACCUGCUGCUGUCCCUCCCUGAGCCCAGCCUCCUCACCUUUCUCUUCCUUCUGGACCAUUUGAAAAGGGUGGCCGAGAAGGAGACGGUCAACAAGAUGUCCCUCCACAACCUGGCCACGGUCUUCGGCCCGACCCUUCUGAGACCUUCAGAGAAGGAAAGCAAGGUCCCCCCAACCCCGAGCCAGCCCAUCACCAUGGCCGACAGCUGGUCCCUGGAAGUCAUGGCUCAGGUCCAGGUGCUGCUCUAUUUUCUACAGCUGGAGACGCUCCCAGCUCCGGACACCAAGAGACAGAGCAUCCUUUUUUCCACCGAAGUCUGAUUGCCUGACUCUGCAGCAGGAGACUGGGAGUGCUGGCCAGAGGCCACACAGUGAGCCCCUCGGGCCCUGGGAGCUGAGGCAGAUGAGACCCUGGGCUGGAGACAGGAGGCUGGAGGUGGGAGGCUGCAGGGGCCGCAAGGGGCGGCCGGCUCCUCGCUUUGGAUGCCCCAAGGCCUCGCCCCCCUUUCUUGUCCCUUGGGAAGGGUUUGAGCGCAGAGCUGAGGGGGCCUCCCAGCCCUCCCCAGAGAGGACACCCAGGGUCCUCAGGGAGGCAGGAAGAACAGGUCGGGAGCCCACAACCACUUCCCUGGCCCAGGAGGACUCCUGACCCUGAGACCACCUCUCGUGCUUCUCCCUCUCCCACCUUGUCUUUGGGCUGGCCGGGAUCUGCUGGAGGGCCAGGUGGCCCAAGGUCCCGCCAGCACCACUCACUCGUGCUGUGGGCCCAUCACAUACUCAUCUCCUGGCCUUCUCUGCCAAGACCAGAUUUCUCCUUCCUUAGUCACUGCCGCCAGCACCACCCCUGUGGCCAGUGCACCCUCAGCGGCCUCUGCUUGCCAACUGACUCCUUGUUCUCGCCUUGUGUCUGAAGAGACUCUGAUACUUGAAUCUCAAGCCCUCUCAGUCUCCUGUGCCCUCUUUGGGGUCCACCCUAUGCUGAGAAGAGGCCUGGGAGUCUGGGAGCAGGGCCUUCUCUAGGAAGUAGGUGACUGGCCUCUCCCUGCUUUCUGACCUUUGCUGCCUUGGCCCAGCUGGGGCAGGAAGCCCCUCCCUGGGCACCUUCUCAUCCUGGCCAUCCUGGCCUUGGCUCCCUGGCGGCCGCCCUGCCCUCACCUCCACACUGGCCCUGCCCUCACCUGCCCUAACCUCCACACUGGCCCUGCCCUCACCUGCCCUCCCCUCCUCACUGGCCCUGUCCUCACCUGCCCUCACCUCCACACUGGUCCUGCCUUCCCCUCCCCACUGGCCCUUCCCUCACCCUGCCCUCACCUCCACACUGGCCCUGCCCUCACCUCCACACCAGCCCUGCCCUCACCUUCCUUUACCUCCACACUCACCUCCACCCCCUCCUGCUGACAGCCAACGCCUCACCUGCCCUCCUCAUCUUUUCUUCUCUGACGGCUUGUAGAAACUGGGCAGCAAUGUGCCAGUGCCCAUUCCUGCCCUACUUUGUUCUUAUUUAUAUAGGACGUGGAAUGUUGAAUAUUAAACCACAGAUUUUAUUGUGCAUCUGUGCAUGACUAGCUCGGGGGCCACAUGCCCCCUUAUUGUCCAGCCGAUUUUGCUCUUCUGCCAUCCCAGGGACCCCCGAGAAAGACACCAGGCAUGGACCAGAAAGGGCCUCCUUCCCAGGACCUGUCCCCAAAGAGCCAGCUUUGUAGGUAGUGAGCUCCCCAUCUCAGAGGCCUCCAGGUACCUCCCUGUACCCAGAAGUGUGGGGGUAUCCUGUUCCUUGGACAAGGUGACCCCUGAGCUCUGCCAGGAGGAUCUUUGAUUUGGGGCCUGGAGGUCUGGUCUCUCUCACCAGCACUAUCAGUUGGCAGGUGGCCAUGAUGGGGGCUGUGAUGGUCUUUGUGGUUUCUCUCUGGGCAGCUCAUCCGCUUUGGAGCCUGCUCCUGUGAGGUGGUGGGCGGGAGGGGGGGAAGGCAGAAGGGAGCCAGCAGCCUCCCCACCCCAGGCUU